Molecule: messenger RNA, 420 nt
Organism: Neltuma alba
Lineage: Eukaryota; Viridiplantae; Streptophyta; Magnoliopsida; Fabales; Fabaceae
Exons: 4
Coding region: 1-420 (139 amino acids)
Source: RefSeq, a predicted model, not a curated record
AUGUCGAUCAAAUCUGACAAAACCCUAAGGAAUGGGGGACCCGAUAAUAGUCCCAAUACUGAAAUCUGUCAAGCGAGGGAGUUGAAAAAGAAGAAACCUAGGGUAUCUCCUAAAUAUAGGGUUGAUGACAUAAAGGGUGAAAAUAUUGAAGUUGAACAAAAUGAAGAAAAUAAUAAAGGGUGUGAUAAUAAAGAAUAUCAUGGGUUAAGUAAAGGAAGUGAGGUCAAAAAGGAAUAUAGUAAACAUGAGACUAAGAACGAGCAUAGUGAACAUGAGACUGAGGGUAAACAUAAUGGGAGUCAGUUUGAGAGGGAUGAUUCUAAUAGUAAGGAUGAAGACUUUUGCCUGAGAGGAGAAGAAGUAUUAGUGGAUGAGGAUGAAGAUGACACGGAAGUUGAAGAGGAGGAAGCAGACAACUAG